GCACCGCCUAGGUAAGAUGGUAGAUCCUUUUAUUUAAUCGCCUUUUCUGCAGUAUUAUUCUCAUCCGAUCCGCAUGGGAGGUAAUUAAAUCCGAUUCGUCUUCAAGCUCAAGUGUUUUCUGCGGCGCCAUGGACAAGAGCCACACAGUGAAGCUCUUCGUGGGCAACCUGGCGUUGGACACCACACAGGAGGAGCUGUCAGCUAUCUUCGAACCUUACGGCCAGGUGGUCAGCUGCAGUGUGCUGCGACAGUUUGCCUUCGUCCACCUGCAGGGCGAGGGUGCUGCCGAGCGUGCCAUCCGGGAGCUCAAUGGACGGGAGUUUCGUGGUCGGAAUUUGGUGGUGGAGGAGUCGAGGGGAAGGCCGUUGCACUCCACCAAGGUGUUUGUGGGUAAUCUGAGCGGGAUGUGCACCACAGAAGAUCUACAGCAGUUGUUCCAGACGUUUGGAAAAGUUCUCGAGUGUGACAAAGUCAAAGCCAGGCAUUCCUCUUCUGCAGGCUACGCCUUUGUUCACAUGGAAAACAAGGAAGAUGCGCUCCAGGCCAUCGAGGCCCUGCAUGGCACCUCGUUUAAGGGCCGCCCACUGUCUGUGGAGCUGUCCAAGGUCCAACCCAGUAAGCAGGCACCUACAGGGAAAAUCCCCUGUGUUAACUGUGGAAAGCAGGGUCACUAUGCUGGAGAAUGCCCUGUGGGGAAGCCUUCUCUGGAGCAGUACCAGAGUCAGGCAGCGGUCCUGGCUGCCGCCGCCGCCGCCGCUGCCGGACUGCCUCUACAGGUCCAACAGAGUGUGCACAAUUCAGUCUACAACACCUCCACUUUUGAUCCCACGUAUGCAGCUCUCACUGGGAUCACCACAGGCACACGCACUGAUGGAAAUCCAGUGAACCCAGCUGUUUACGGUGCCCUUGCCAGUCAGGUGUACGGUGCCAAUGUUGCCAACCAGCUUUAUGGUACGGUGGCCAAUCAGGCAGCUCUUACAUCAGGCGCCACCCAAGUGUACAGCUCGAUGACCCCCAACAUCUACGGUCAGAUGGCUGCAACUCCGGCGGCUGCGGCUGCUGCUGCUGCCGCCGCCGCCUACACGACUCCAGUUUACACCCCAACUGUGGCCAACCACCCCGUCUAUCUGGCUGCUGCUCCUGGAAUAGAAAUGCCAACAGCAGCGGCUGCGGUAAACCCUGCCUACACUGUAGCCCCAGCAAUUUAUGGUGCCGCCACACCAGCUUAUGCUCAUAUAAGCGCCAUGGGAGCAGCGGACCCAACCACAGCCAUCUUUGAGGCAGCCAGGCAGGCACAUUACUUUGCCCAAGGCCAGCAGGUUGUGGCUGAGCAGCAGACGGUGGCUGCUGCAGCGGCUGCGGCUGUGGCAAAGUCCGGUGAGAGGGACCGUAGUCCCCUGCGGAGGUCAGCACCUCUGCUGCCAGACCCUGUGAUGAAGCCGUUCAUGUACCAGAGAGCCAAGCCGCGCCGACCUCUGCUCCCCACGCCGGCUGGGCGAGCAGCAGAAGAGGCCGUCGAGGCUGCAGAGGACCCCAUGGCCAGGUACUAUGCGGAGUACUACCAGCAGCUGCAGCAGUACCCCCAGUUCCAGUAUGCCUACCCACCGCCGAGCACGGUGACAGCCAUCCCUGGCAUGCCGGGAGUGCAGGCUGUGCCAGCAGUCCCUACUGUACCCGCGAUGUCAGCCCAGCCGGUUGCUACGCUGGAUGCCCUCAGGCCAGUGGUCCCCACCGCUGCGGCAGUGGCAGCCGCCAUGGCUGCGCCCAGGGUGUAUGAGCCGCCGUUGCCGCCGCCCACGCGCAAGGAGGCCAUCCUCCGCCGCCCCGAACUCUCCCUUCACACGCCUGAGCCCCCCUUCCGAUAGUCGCACACAAUUCUCUGCCCCCCCCCCCAUCCCUCCCUCUCUGCCCUGAACCCCACCCCCACAUCUCCCUCUUCCACCCCAAACUUGACCACCUUACAGCAGCUGUAUGUGUGUGUAUGUCAGUGUGUGUGCGUCCUGGGGCUCGAAGUGUGUGUGGGGUAGGGUUUGAAACUGGGGGCCCCUUGGUUUGUUAACCUGCUUUAUGAGGGACUCGAUCAGCUAACCUUGGUCCUGUUUGCAUACACGGAGUGCAGCCAUGAAAGGGAGGCUCUCAUCUGUUGUAUGGGCAUUCUUUGUGCUUCUCAGUUUUACUUUUUUAUCGUGCCAGUCUCACACUUGUGCCAGUAUUAGACUGACCCAGUCAGUUGUUCCAUAUGCCUUUAUUUCUGCAGUUAUGAUUUUCUAAGGCCAAAUCUGCGAUAAAAGAGACCUUGGUUUUGAACCUAUCAGCCAUCCUCCUUAGGCCUAGAUGAUCAGUUAGGGCAGCUAAUUUGAAACCUUUUUUGCCUUAUGUUGAAGAGUUUAGAUUUGUAAUGUAAUCAGAUGGGAAGUCAGAUAAACACACAUUGUGUCCUGGCUGCAUUGCAUUGUAUCCAACAGAACCAAGGUUGAUGGUGCGUUUUGGGAGGGUGUUUGUCCUGAAUGUAGUCUGUCUGAAUGAUUGAAAAAGAGAGAGAGAGAGCGAUGUGUGGGCUCCUGACCUUGCAGCGCACAAACGCAGCAGCUAAGACUGCGCCAUGCAGAAAAACAAAACGUAAAGCACACGUAAUACGUACUGUAAUGUAUGUCUGGAUAUCUUCUCCACCCUUUUUCUGAAUCCCUUCCUCACCUUUAACUACAGCGCUGAAAGACACUGCUCCACCUCUCUUUCUAACUACAGCUGCCUACCUCUGACAGUAAAUUUCAUUGUAGAGUGUAUUCUAUUCUGUUCUAUUCUCUUCUAUUCCACACAUCUCAGCCAGUCAGCAGCUUAUUUCCUGCUCCUCGUAAAGGUACAGGGUCAGCAGUUUAGGGAGGAGCGGGAUUUUGGUCUACGAUGACUUUUGUAGAUAGUCCUUCAUGUUCAGAGGCCUUUCUUUUUAAAAUACUGUAUGUGUGUGUUUCGAUUGUUUCAGUGUAGUUUACAUGUAAUUCAAGUCAAACUGGGGUGUAAUGAACUGUAAAUGGAAAAAACCCAUGUGUGACUACUGAAUGAGCUGUUUACAGAGGAUCUUUACAUUGCAUCCUGUUAGGAAUCAUGAUAAAAAUGUGACAAGCUCAAUUAUGUGCCUAUAAGCUUUUGAGUAAAGUGCAUUAAGUGGAGGGAUCUCCCAUUUUAAGUGCUUUUGACAUUACUUUUUAAUCAUUUCAAAGGAGGGUGAAGGAGCCCUCCGGAGCUUCGUAGCCAGGAAGCUACAAGCUUUCUUUUGGAGCGUGUAUUACUUUUGUUUAAUAUCGUAGGGUUUUGAAAAAGCCACAAAUUGAGCCUCACAGGUUCAUAAUUAGCCACUGGUUUUAAGCAGAAACAAUAGCACCAAUGAUGACGUGAGAGAUGGGGCAUUGUCUUCCAGUUGCCCCAAAUAUCCUCCUUUUUCCCAAAUACCAGACCCGCUUCAGACUGUAAUUGCCAAAACGUUUGUGCAUCUGUUUUAAUCCGGUUGUUGUACCUGAUAGGUGGGAUUUUGCCACAUCUGGAAAACAAAAGCUUGACUUUUUGCUGGUCCUGAGUGACAAAUUCCACCCACCUGGUUCCUACAAACUCUUGGGAGUUUUUUUGCAACUACUAUUUGACGGCGGUCUGAUGCACACGCAGACAUACCCUCUGAAAUCACCUUACUGCCUCGCUGCUUCCCCCUUCUCCCCUCUCCCCCUGUGGUUUUUAGUGGUUCAGCGACUUUUGCAUUUCACAGUGUAAUCUUUCUGUGUCGUAUAUACAAACACAUACCAGUUGCAUCCUUUGUAGAAUUAUGUGGUUUGCGAAAUGUCUUGUUUGCCAUGUUUGAGACCGUAUUUUUUAGAGAAGUGUUUUCAUUUUGCCUUUUUUUAGGAAAAGACAAAACAAAAGUAAAAACAAUCGGCAUGCUUUUUAUUGAGAAUAUGUAUACUAUAAACAUUAUUAUAAUAAAGAAUGUUUGGCUGACUAUUGUGGUAAAAGAAAGCAAAGGGUUUGGACAUUUCCCCUUCUUCUUGUUUAUGUUGUUCUUCUCCACUAUCUGUUUCUCUUGUGUAAAAUGACCAUCAGACCCAUUUGACUGGGGACCCAGGGGGAGACAGGUGUAGAUGCUGGCCCAGCUUUGCUCUCUUUGGUCAGGGUAAGUGCGGGUUGGUGCUCCUUUCUCUCUCCAGCCUCUCAAACUGUGUGCAAACCAACAUUUAUGUGAAAGGUUUGCUCAGGCCAAUGUGUUUCAGUAUUGAAUUGUGGCAAGAAAGGCUUGCUUUGGUCCUUUAAUUUGAUUUUAAUGCAGAAAGGACAUUACACACACUGUGAAAACAUGUUGAGAGCUGGGGAGAGGCACACAGAUAGAAUGGCCUGGGUGCAUUUUGAUCUGUGGAGCAGUCCUGUUCCUGGGGUUGAUGGGUGUGCGUCUGGUCUGGUCUGGUCUGGUCUCUCCCUGCUGCACCAAAUUCUUCCCCCCUGCGUGUGUCUUUGUGUCCACUCUACUCUCAGACCUGCAUGUGUGAUAAUCUGUAACUCUGCCGCAAAAAAAAAAAAAAGCCCCACGACAGUCCAGCUCUGAACUAACUAUCUCAACUGAAUUAGGUCACCAUGCCGCCUGGAACGGCCAGCGUGCAGCCGUGCGUGAGCGUGGCGGCGUGAGCCAUGGGGACGACUUUUAGCGUGACGCCAACGCAGUGGGAACUUGUUCUCUCUCUCUUCACCACCAAGGUAAAUGAAAAAAAAACAGACAAAACAAAAACGAAAGCACUGACCUCUCCUCCCCACCUGCCGCCCCUCCUUUGACUGUGCCUUGACCAAACACUCCUCCCCCUCCUCUCCUCUGCCAUCACCACCUCCCCCUCUCCCCACCCCGUAACUCCUCCUCUGCUGCAAUGGCAGUGCCGCACCUACAGCCUUGGGCUUCUCCUUGGUGGGGGUGGCGGGCGGGGUGGAGGGGGCUUGGACCCCCUCCACAAGACUGACACCUGUCAGCAUACAAGGUGACUGACUAUGUCUAUGUCCUCUCUGCCCUGCUGGUGUCUGAAUUAGUGAGUAAAAGGAUGUGUGUGAAUGGGUGUGUGUGUGUGUGUGUGGGGGGGGGGGGGGGGGGGGGGGGGAGAAACAGAAAGAGCAUGGAUGUUUGAAGAACUUUCUGGGUGGUGUUUCAUUGACUGGUGAGGCUUGGCACAUGCAGACACACCCCCAACCUCCCCCUGCCCGCUAGUCAACUCCUCUCCACCGCCGUAUUCGCCGCCCUCACCCCGUCCCUCCCUCCUUCCCCUCCCUCUUCCUCCCCCUCCUCCUCCUCCUGAACCCCACCCUACUGUCCCUAUGCGCCUCUCCCUUUCCGCCGUUCACACACACACAACACAGCGCUUUUUCCGCCGCCACCGCCGUCGCCACCUUGGAUCUGGGUUCGUGGCUCUGGCUCGGACUCAACUUCCCAGAACCACCCACCUGACCCAACCCCCCCACCUCCCUUUGUUACCAUAGAGGCCUGGGCGUGCCAAUGGACAGUGUAUGUAUGGUGGCCUGCCGCCGGACUCAGUAACAUGACACAGAGAGACUUCAAUGUUGGACAAGUCGCUUUGCUAAAACUGUUGAAUGCUGGGUUUGCUCCACAUGGCUGUGGAGGGGAUCUUAACUUCUGUUUCCCAAAAUAACUUAGCUUCAAUAUAUUAAGAAAAAUGAUAAACCAACCUCCUACUGUAGAGGUUAACAGUUUUCUGACCUUUGGGUCCCUCACAGCCUGUGUGCCAAUCAGAAACGUCCUAUAAGAUAGGCCUAGGUAUGAGGCCAGUCUGACCUGUAGAUUCUCAUCAAUCUCAGGGUUCCUAUAGGACUUUUCUGGGAUGGCAGCUCUAUUGCUCUAAUACUGGGAUCAGCUGGACUGGCUGGAUAUGUGCUCUGAGUGACUUGUAUGUGUUUUCUUUCCUGUUGAGAUUGUCCAUGUGUUGACAUAGAGAGCUUAACCCUCACACACGAUUCCACGCUCGCUGGCUUUCAGUUCGUCGAACGAGUUGUGCGACAGCUGUGAGGUGGAGUCGAGACAGAGGGUUUUGUCUUCUGUCUGCCUAACAAACAGAGGGAAGGGUAGAAGAAAGAGGGGAGUUAAUAAUUGAGUUGAUAAUAAGGUGAGUUGGUUUUGGAAGGUGCUCCCUGACUUCACCUUCCUGAUCUUGGAGGACCCUAUUGUUGAUUGCAUUAAUAUACGGGCCGGAAUUUUCUUCUAAAAAAGGACCUGUUCAUACUCUACACUUUAUUGUCCAUAGUGUAUCGUGAUAAUGCUGCCUCUGUCUCUUAGGUCUCGGUUUCUUAGAUACACUUCAUCUCAGUUUACUAAAAUGUAGAAUUCCACCAAAACUGAUUUUGCAUUCACAGACACGAUUUGCUCCAAAGAUAAAGGAAAGUUUCAUAUUUCCACAGCAUCCGAUUGUUGUACGUGUUGUCAGGGAAAACAAAGCAGCUAAAAGUCGGUUUUACUAAAAUUCUUCUUUAAACAGUGCAGCUGCAGAAUGAGUAGAUAAAGCACUGACCACUGGCCUCCAUGAUCAGGGCGUGCGGUGUUCCAGUUUUUUUUUUUUCUUCCAGCCAUCUCAUCCUCCUCACUCUCCCAACUCCACACUAAAAGCCUUUUUCAGGUGCUUGUGAGUCUGGGCUUCCUGUGCUUGGGUGAAUGCAGCCACGCAUCUCUAAACCCCCUCCCCUCCCCACCCCCCUGCUCUGAAUUCACAGUCACACUGUACUGACAGCCAAAGCUCGCUGCAGCCUCCUCCCUACUUCCACUUCCUCACCCACUCUCCCCCCUUGCCUUCUGUGGUUUGGACGGCUGAAGAACUGUAAUCCAGAUGCUCUAUAUGCACACAUCUCUGUGUUGUGUUGUUUUAACGGGAUCCCGCAGGUUACAUCUGUUCUCCUGCAGCAGGUAUCAGCUGAGAUGUGCAAGUGUGUGCCUCUGGAACACAACCCGCUCCAGUUAGGUUUGAGCACAACCCAUACAGACCAUAUUGCCUUUGAGUUUGCAAGUCGAGGUUGAGUAGGUUUCAUUAACGUGAUCGUGACUAUUCCAGCUCCUCAAGCACAGAUGAUAAUUACAGAUAUCAGACUCUACUGCAGCUCAUCCCUCUUCUGAUAAAGACACUAGCGGUAGAGUCAUACCUCAGCCAUUACCUCAGCUACAGGGCAUGGACACAACAUGAACGCCUGCAGAAUGCAAUACAAUUAAAUACAGUACCUCUGCAUUAAUACAUUCAUUUCAUUGUUAAGAAUUUGUAUAAAAAAAUUGGUACCUCUUGAUGCUGCAGGGUGCAGUGGUGGUGUAUUGGCUUGUAUUACAUUCUCAGGUGUUUGUUAUUUUGCCCCCCUGCCCAUUUAUGUUUAAUAGCCACCAGAGGCCAAGACUGUCUUUUUCCGUGGUCCAUUUUAUUAUCAAAUCUCACAUAGUUGCAUUAUGUUUACAGUGAUCAACUUCUUAAAAUCCCCCAGCUCAGUAGCAGCACAGUAAUGUACCUAAUGUUAACCCCAAAUAGUCCACACAGUAUCUAAGCGUCUUCAAGUAGGUUAAUGGACCAAGCUUAGUGUAAGUACAUUUAAAUGCCUGAUUAAUUAUAAUGUAAGUCAUUCUAGUUUCCAAAGACACAUCAAGGGCGACCGAAUAAUGUGUCACCUUGAGAGAAAUCUGCUCAUUUCAAGUGAAAUUUGUUCCAGCACAAAGUUGAACGCGACGGGGGGGAUUGUAGUUGAUGAAUGUUAGAUGAAAUGUUUGCGUCAACAUGUUUACUGUGAAUGACAAAUCCUGAUAUAAACACAAAUUAUAUUGUACGGUUGUGUAUGCAUAUAUAUGCCUUUUAACCUGUAUUUCUUAAAAUGUUGAGGCAUUUUUCAAUCUGCAUGCAAAUCAUGAAUAAAUUCAUUUUUAUCUGA
Messenger RNA from Toxotes jaculatrix (banded archerfish), 7926 nucleotides. It is a transcript of the gene rbm14b, whose product is annotated as RNA binding motif protein 14b. Lineage: Eukaryota; Metazoa; Chordata; Actinopteri; Toxotidae. The coding region runs from base 129 to 1865 and encodes 578 amino acids. The record is from RefSeq and is a predicted model, not a curated record. Gene Ontology annotation, cellular component: cytosol. Gene Ontology annotation, molecular function: zinc ion binding; mRNA binding. The transcript is spliced from 4 exons.